This is a messenger RNA of Saxophila tyrrhenica, 1188 nucleotides long. RefSeq lists its product as uncharacterized. The transcript is spliced from 4 exons. The coding region runs from base 1 to 1188 and encodes 395 amino acids. Lineage: Eukaryota; Fungi; Ascomycota; Dothideomycetes; Mycosphaerellales; Extremaceae. The record is from RefSeq and is a predicted model, not a curated record.
AUGGCUUCCGACCAAGCGUCGAAGAAGCCCAUCUUUAUGGCCACGCACCCACGUGCGUGCAGUACCGCUUUUGAGCGGGUUUUCAUGACUCGGAGGAAAAGUCUUGCGACUAUCCACGAGCCUUUUGGGGAUGCUUUCUACUAUGGCCCCGAGCGUAUGGGCUCGAGGUUCGAGGAGGAUGAGCGUGCGAGGGAGGAGAGCGGCUUUGCCGAUUCUACUUUCAAGAUGAUCCUUGACAGGAUUGAACAAGAAGGCGCUGAGCUGAAUGGCGACCUCGCAGAGCUGCUGUCCGCAGGCCAUGAACCCCAUAACAGUACUGACGACUCCCAGGGCAAGCGCGUCUUCAUCAAGGAUAUCACCUACUACAUCGUGCCCCCGGAGAAGAAGCCUGGCCAACCGGCCCCCUCUCUCCAGGAAGUCAAGCGCGGCGUAGGCACCACCACCCCUCCGGGCGAGGAGACGACGGCCGGCGGCACCCCGCCACACGACUCUGCCGUCGAUCUCGAGAGCCCGCCCAAGAGUCCGCCCCGGAGUCCUCCGUUCCCGUACGAGACUCCGGUCAACAAGCGCAACCCGACCGUUGUGCCGCGUGAGAUUCUGGAGAAGUUCCAGUUCACGUUCUUGAUUCGCCAUCCCCGUAAUGCGAUUCCGAGCUAUUACAGAUGCUGCAUUCCGCCGCUCGUGGAGCGGACGGGGUUCAAUCCGUUCAUGCCGAGCGAGGCUGGGUAUGAGGAGUUGCGCCGUUUGUUCGACUAUUGCAAGGACACCGGACUGGUUGGUCCGGCUGUUACUGGGCAGGACAAUGCUGGACGGGAGAACCCGGCUGGUCAGCCGCAGAUUACUGUCAUUGACGCGGACGAUCUGCUUGAUGACCCAGAGGGCAUCUUGAGGCAGUAUUGCGAGUCCAUCAACCUGGACUUCCGCGAUGAUAUGCUGAAUUGGGACUCGGAGGAGGCUCACGAGUUCGCGAGGGAGCAGUUCGAGAAGUGGGAUGGCUUCCACGACGAUGCGAUCGGAUCGAGGGACCUCAAGCCAAGGCAGCAUAAGCAUGCUCCAAAGAGCGAUGAGCAGCUCUACUCCGAAUGGGUCGAGAAGUACGGACAGGAGGCUGCCGAUAUGAUCAAGCAGACCGUCAAGGACAAUGUCGAGACCUACGAGUACUUGAAGCAGUAUGCUAUUCGUGUUUGA